Molecule: messenger RNA, 1377 nt
Organism: Phialemonium atrogriseum
Lineage: Eukaryota; Fungi; Ascomycota; Sordariomycetes; Cephalothecales; Cephalothecaceae
Product: alpha-1,2-galactosyltransferase
Exons: 3
Coding region: 1-1377 (458 amino acids)
Biological process (GO): protein N-linked glycosylation
Cellular component (GO): Golgi membrane
Molecular function (GO): glycosyltransferase activity
Source: RefSeq, a predicted model, not a curated record
AUGUCUAUGUCUCGUACCCCUUCUCCUGCCCCUGGCGGCGCCUGGUCAAGUCCAGGUCUGAACAUGACCUCGAGCGGCCGAACAACACCAAUAAAAGGAUACUCGUCGCCAAAUGGUGCUCCUGGCAUGUGGGAGUCGGCAAGAAUAAAGAACUCUGGGGCCAGCGGUUAUCCGUCCUUCUCAACCCAGAACCAGGGCUUCUUCACCCGCCAUAUGCGCCGUAUAUCGAGUAGUCUGCCACGGUUCAAUGCCAAUGCCCACUACGCCGAGAAGGAGAAGCUUGGUCGUGGCCGGUGGGCAGCUCAGGAUGCCCCACUGCUUGGGAGAUUGAAAGGCAUAGUGGGACGGAUGGGUAGGAAGUUGAAGCUCCGACUUCUUGUCGGCUUCCUCUUUCUAUUCUCCCUCAUAAUAUUCUAUAAUACCCCUCUAAUAUAUCACUGGAGGAGAUCCCCAUGGUUCGGAAGCGGCGAGAAGUACGUCAUCAUCCUCGCGGCCAAUGUUGGCGGAGGCGUGAUGGAGUGGAAAGGCGCGCGAGAGUGGGCUAUCGAGAGAGACUCGGUUCGAAACAAGAAGAAAUACGCGAACACCUGGGGAUAUAACCUGGAAAUCGUGGACAUGAGCACCAAGAAGCGAUAUGCGCACGAAUGGCGGGAGAGUUGGGAGAAGGUUGACUUCAUCCGGAUGUGCAUGAGGAAGUACCCAAAGGCUGAGUGGUUUUGGUGGCUGGACCUCAACACUUUCGUCAUGGAACCAUCCUACUCUCUUCAGAACCAUAUCUUCAACAGCCUGGAGGAACAUUCCUACCGCGACAUCAACGAAUACAACCCUCUCAACAUCACCCACCCCCCAACCGACCCCUAUCUUGACGCCGAGUCGCUCAGUGCGGUGGGUGACGGGAAUGUCAACUCGGUCAACCUGCUCCUGUCACAAGAUUGUUCGGGCUUUAACCUGGGUUCCUUCUUCGUCCGCCGUGGUGCGUGGACGGAUCGGCUGCUGGAUGUCUGGUGGGAUCCCGUGGCAUACGAACAGAGGCAUAUGGAAUGGGCGCACAAGGAGCAAGAUGCACUCGAACAGCUCUACAUUGCCCAGCCGUGGAUUCGGAAGCACACGGCUUUCCUGCCCCAACGCAUGAUUAACAGCUUCCCAGUGGGCGCCUGCUCCGAGAACGGCAAUGACUCCCAUAUCCACUACAAGGAGGAGGACCGGGACUUCUUGGUCAACAUGGCUGGGUGCGAAUGGGGUCGUGACUGCUGGGGCGAGAUGUACAAGUUCCGGGAACUGAGCUACCACCUCAACCGGAGCUUGUGGGAGCGCUUCAAGGAGGACUUAUUGGCCGUGAUCUGGUUCAAAAUCACUGGCCAGAAGGUCAAGCUCUGA